Dreissena polymorpha is the source of this 2616-nucleotide messenger RNA. RefSeq names its product myosin, essential light chain, adductor muscle-like. NCBI's taxonomy places the organism in Eukaryota, Metazoa, Mollusca, Bivalvia, Myida, Dreissenidae. The coding region runs from base 725 to 1207 and encodes 160 amino acids. The record is from RefSeq and is a predicted model, not a curated record. Gene Ontology annotation, molecular function: calcium ion binding. The transcript is spliced from 9 exons. Gene Ontology annotation, cellular component: muscle myosin complex.
GGUUGUGUCGAAAUUGGUCUAUAGCUCUGCCUAAACUGCUGUCCAAUUGGUUUACAAGUCCGGCUGAAGUGACAGGCCAUCAAAAACUGCACAGUAUGACUGAUUCGGAGACGGCCCUUAACACUCGCCCAGUCGUGUCGAGAGGAUCGGUGUCUUUGCAGAUUACACGGAAUUGAGCACCCGGGCCAGACUGACACUUUCCGGAGUCUGUCCGAGACGGAACUCGAGCCGAGGAAUCAUAGGUCCAGGUGGUGUCGAAAUUGGUCUAUAGCUCUGCCUAAACUGCUGUCCAAUUGGUUUACAAGUCCGGCUGAAGUGACAGGCCAUCAAAAACUGCACAGUAUGACUGAUUCGGAGACGGCCCUUAACACUCGCCCAGUCGUGUCGAGAGGAUCGGUGUCUUUGCAGAUUACACGGAAUUGAGCACCCGGGCCAGACUGACACUUUCCGGAGCCUGUCCGAGACGGAACUCGAGCCGAAGAAUCAUAGGUCAAGUAUCUCAUCGAAUUUCUGCACGGGCACCUAUCACCCCUUAAAAAGCAGUGGAUCCGUCCAUCAAGCGAACAUUGAAAUUCACAUGAUUCCAUACCAGUUCGACUGAAAGCAAUAUUCUACCUGUUUUCACUGGGGAUUUGUUUGGCUGUAAAACUGCUGGACGUUUUCGAACAAGUACAAAUUUUGUCGUUUGUUUUUGACAAGUUUUUGGACAUUUACAACGUGUAUAAUGGCCGAACAGCUAGGAUCAGGACUGGAUAUUGAAGAUGUUCGUGAAGUGUUCGACCUAUUUGAUUUUUGGGAUGGCCGUGACGGUUUAAUCGGCGCUGAAAAGGUUGGCGACCUGCUGCGCUGCCUUGGCCUUAACCCAACGUUGGCACUGGUAAAGAAAAUGGGAGGAACGGAUAAACCUGGUGAAAAGCAGUUCAGUUUUGAGGAGUUUCUGCCAAUCGUCAAGUCGCUCCUUAAGGUGGAUGACAUCGGCACCUUUGCCGAGUUCUGUGAGGCCUUCAAGUCGUUUGACCGCGAGGGCAUGGGAUACAUCACCGCAGGGGAGAUGAACUAUAUGCUCACGUCUAUGGGUGAGCGGCUGACCGAUCAGGAGACGGACGCCAUCAUGCAGGACACGGACACAUCCCCGGACCUGGACGGCAACCUCAAAUACGAAGAUUUCAUAAAGAAGGUUAUGAAAGGCCACGAGUGGAAGAAAUAAACAGCACACGCAGAAAGAAGAAAAGUGUUUUGAAUAGCAUUGCUUUUUGUAUCGAAUGCCUAGACAUACAAUAUUUGUUACGUUCUAGUAUUUGUUGCAAAGUUAAUAGUGCGUAUGGCAUAUAUGGACAGCUUUAUAAUUAGGAUUUUUAUAUUAUCAAUCACUAAAAUUUUCUCGAUGCAAUGCUUAUUAAAUCAAAGCGUCACAAUGGUGACAUCUUAAAUAAUAUAAGAACUAAUUCCGUCGAAUCUAAAUCGGUUACACUGAUGUGGUCUGUCAUCAUCAAACUCUUGAACUAAGUCAUUUAAAUCAAAGAUCAAAUAUGCGCACCUCGGUCUUAAUUUAUAUAUAUUUACUAUAUAAAUAGAGGAACAAGUUGAACGCCAUGGCAGAUUACCGUGUCUCCUGAUUAACAGACAUAUAGGUAUGACGUAUGUUGGCAGCUUCGGCGGCGCCCCUUUUGCUUUUCCAGAAUAUAAGACUAACACAGAUUUCAACGUGAAACUUCAUCAGUAUAUAGAUCACUAAUUGAGGGAAGUGCAGUGCACUACUCCUGUUUCUCUGCUUCACUUUCUUUUGGAAGUUCCUACUCUAUGUGUUUGUUCAUACUUUAUUUCUACGGGGGCUAAUUGUUUUGGCUUCGUAAAGUGUGAGGUGUACUUUGCCGUUUUCUCGAUACGUAUACUAUCAAGGGACACAUCCAACUCGCCAAGUUCUUCUUUAAUUUGUUACAAGAACAUUUUAAUUGUUUAUAAUAACAGCCCUAGUUAAAGUGUAUACGAGAACAGACAUUUAAACUGUAUUACCGGUAGGCUAUGCUUCAUCAUCAAAUGAGCCUCAAAGAAACGCGUUAGGAGCUUCUUUUGUUAUCAUACCAUGACGCAGAAAUAAGUCACGAGUUUAAAAAGUUAAACAUGUGAAAUGUUCAAUUAAUCUACUAAAGAAUGUUAGCUUUAGAUUAAAACAUAGUUAUCUAAUGGGCCUGUAUGUGCAUCUCUAACAGUGUAUUUUUUUAUAAUGUAAGACAAAGACCACACUGAUUCCAUUUAAACAGAUAUAAUCUUUGAUUCAAGACUUGUGUUCAAAUUGCGAAUAAAACAUUCCAUUCCCAUGAAAUAACCUAAGUAAAAAAUAUACCCUUUGAACACAUAGCAUGAAUUCCCCAAAUUGAAACCCUUACUAAUUGUAUAUUUGAAAAUUGAAUAAGUGCUUAAUGAUAUCGUAUUUUUUAUGCUUGUGAUUAUGCUUACCUGAAACCCACAUGUUGAUCCAGUCUCCCAACCCUAAACUUCACAGAUUAAAUGAUUGCAACAUCAGAAGCAGUUUCUGAAGCUUACUGUUUGCUACCAUUGUCCUAGAAUCGAUAAAUAAUUAUACCGCGAAGUAAAUUACCACUAAGUAAAUCACUG